Arachis duranensis is the source of this 1938-nucleotide messenger RNA. RefSeq names its product probable CoA ligase CCL7. Gene Ontology annotation, molecular function: CoA-ligase activity. Lineage: Eukaryota; Viridiplantae; Streptophyta; Magnoliopsida; Fabales; Fabaceae. The coding region runs from base 48 to 1685 and encodes 545 amino acids. The record is from RefSeq and is a predicted model, not a curated record. The transcript is spliced from 5 exons.
CUCUCUCUCUCUCUCUCUCUAUCUAUUCUCUGCAAUCCACAACCGCAAUGCAGAGAUCAGGCUUCGGCUCCGAUGGAGUAUACAGGUCACUCAGACCUUCACUCCAUCUACCAAACAACCCAAACCUCUCUCUCGCCACCCACCUCUUCUCCAACGUCUCUUCCUUCCCCACUAAACCCGCUCUCUUCGACGCCGACACCUCCCAAUCCCUCACCUUCGAGGAGAUGAACUCCCUCGCCGUUAGAGCCUCCCACGCCCUCCAACGCCUCGGAAUAUCCAAAAACGACGUCGUUCUCUUCCUCUCCCCAAACACCAUUUACUACCCCGUCUGCUUCCUCGCGGUCACCGCCCUCGGCGCCAUCGCCUCCACCGUCAACCCCUCCUACACCGCCUCCGAAGUCUCCAAACAACUCAAAGACUGCAACCCCAAACUCAUCUUAACCGUGCCGGACCAAUGGGAUAAAGUGAAGACCUUCAAUCUCCCCGCAGUUUUCCUCGAUUCGGAUCCCACCGUCCACGUGUCACCAUCGCAACGGGCCCCCAAGAUCAUGAGCUUCCACGAUUUCGUGAAACUCGCCGGCACUGAAACAGAGUUCCCGAAGAGCAGCGUGAAGCAGAACGACACGGCGGCGCUGCUGUACUCGUCGGGAACAACGGGGUUGAGCAAGGGCGUGGUUCUGACACACCGGAACUUCAUCGCGGCGGCGAAGAUGGCGUGCAUGGACGACGAGAUGGCGGGGCAGAUGCACGACGUGUUCCUAUGCGUGCUUCCAAUGUUCCACGUGUUCGGGCUGGCGUUGAUACUGUACUCGCAGCUGCAGCGUGGGAACGCGGUUGUGUGCUUGAAGAGAUUCGAGUUGAAUGCGUUGUUGAGAAGCAUCGAAAAGUACAAGGUCACCCACUUGUGGGUAGUGCCUCCCAUCGUUCUUGCUCUUGCCAAACACGCCCUUGUUGACAAGUUUGACCUCUCGUCGUUGCGCCACAUCGGUUCCGGCGCUGCUCCUCUCGGCAAAGAACUCAUGCACGUCUGUUCCAAACGUUUCCCUCGCGCUAUCGUCAUGCAGGGGUAUGGUAUGACGGAGACUUGUGGGAUUGUUUCCAUGGAGAAUGCGACGCGAGGGACGAGGAAUAGUGGGUCAACCGGAAUGCUAGCUCCGGGACUGGAAGCUCAAAUAGUUAGCGUGGACUCGCUGAAGCCACAACCACCUUCAAAGAUUGGCGAGAUUUGGGUUCGUGGUCCUAACAUGAUGCAAGGUUAUCAUAACAAUCCACGGGCCACAGAAUUGACCAUAGAUAAACAAGGGUGGGUACAUACAGGAGAUCUUGGAUAUUUUGAUGAAGAGGGGCAUCUUUUUGUUGUUGAUCGCAUCAAAGAACUGAUCAAGUAUAAAGGUUUUCAGGUUGCGCCAGCAGAGCUAGAAGGCCUUCUUGUUUCUCACCCUCAAAUACUUGAUGCUGUUGUCAUCCCUUAUCCUGAUGCUGAGGCUGGUGAGGUUCCUGUUGCCUAUGUUGUUCGAUCAUCCAACAGUUCACUCACUGAAGAAGAUAUCAUCAACUUUGUUGCUGAUCAGGUUGCACCUUUCAAACGAUUGAAAAGGGUUACAUUCAUCAAUUCUGUUCCUAAGACAGCAUCAGGAAAAAUUCUCAGAAGAGAGCUUAUAGAUAAAGCAAGAUCCAAAAUAUAAGACCAUAAUUUCUAUAUAUAUAUAUAUAUAUAUAUAUAUACAUACAUUGGGACUAAAUAGACACUACAUGUUUGCAAACAAAGUACUCUUAAUUGUUCAUAAUAUAGUAAGGACUAGAUCCACCAAAAUAAAAACUCAAGGGCAUGUUUUAAUUUUGUCCAUUAUUGGUCAAAGAUUAGUCCCAGUCCCACCUUAUAUGUAUUGGACUAUUAAUUGAUGAUGCCGUAUUUGAAUGAAAUAUUUUACAUGGUUA